AACUAGUAUAUAUAAAAAGAUGACAUUCGACUAUAAAUUAAAACUUGAAAAUGCAUCACAAUUAGUUAUCGUUUCAAAAAACAAACCAUUUUUAGUUGGUAAAGAAAUGAGCGAUAUUGAAAUUUUAGAAAAUGGAACUAUUAUCAUUAAUAAUGAUGGUAUUAUUCACGAUAUUGGAUCAUCAAAAGAAAUGGAAGAAAAAUACAAUGGAAAAACAUUUGAAAAUAUUAUAGAUUGUAAUGGUAGAGCAGUAUUACCAGGUUUUGUAGAUGGUCACACACAUCCAGUAUUUAGCGGAGAUCGUGUACACGAGUUUGCAAUGAAGUUAGCAGGUGCUACUUAUUUAGAAGUUCAAAAAGCAGGUGGUGGUAUUACAUUCACAGUAAAUCAUACUAGAAACAGCACAGAACAAGAAUUGUAUGAUUUAUUAAUUCCAAGAUUAGAUAGAAUGUUAAAGAGUGGAACUACAUUAAUUGAGGCAAAGAGUGGUUAUGGUUUGGAAACAGAAACAGAAAUGAAAAUGUUAAAGGUUUUACAUAAUGCCGCAAAGAAGCAUCCAGUAGAAAUUGUAUCAACCUAUCUUGGUGGUCACUCAAUUCCAAAGGGAUCAACUGCCCACGAAGCUACCCAAGAUAUCAUCAAUAAACAAUUACCAGAAUUAAAGAGAUUAAAAGAUGCUGGUGAAAUCUCACCAAGCAAUAUCGAUGUAUUCUUAGAAAAGGGAUUCUUUGAAUAUGAAGACACAAAGAAAAUAUUAGAAGCUGGUAAACAAUUAGGUUUAGAAUUAAAUUUCCACGGUGACGAAUUAUCAUACAUGAAAUCUGGUGAAUUAGCUGGUGAAUUGGGUGCCAGAGCUAUCAGCCAUUUAGAAAAAGUCAGUGAAGAAGGUAUGAAAACUAUGGCCGCUACACCAACAUUUGCUGUCCUCUUACCAACCACCGCAUAUAUUCUUAGAUUAGAAUGCCCACCAGCACGUAGAAUGAUCGAAUUGGGUGUACCAGUUGCCCUUGGUAGUGACUUUAAUCCAAAUGCCCAUUGCUUAUCAAUGCCAUUCGUUAUGAACUUAGCCUGUGUCUUAAUGAAAAUGAAUAUGAACGAAGCUUUAGUCGCUGCUACCAUCAAUGCUGCAGCUUCCAUUAACAAAUCUUCAACUCAUGGAUCUUUAGAGGUUGGUAAAUUUGCAGAUUUCGUUAUUUUAAAUUCAAGUAAAUGGGAACACAUUAUUUACGAAUUAGUCGAUCCACCAAUUUCCCAUGUUGUUAAAAAAGGUAGUUUAGUUUUUAGCAAUAAGGAUUGUUAAGGUAAUAAAAUAUUUCAAAACG
This is a messenger RNA of Dictyostelium purpureum, 1322 nucleotides long. RefSeq lists its product as uncharacterized. The coding region runs from base 20 to 1300 and encodes 426 amino acids. The record is from RefSeq and is a predicted model, not a curated record. The transcript is spliced from 2 exons. Gene Ontology annotation, molecular function: imidazolonepropionase activity. Lineage: Eukaryota; Evosea; Eumycetozoa; Dictyosteliales; Dictyosteliaceae. Gene Ontology annotation, cellular component: cytoplasm.